Scatophagus argus is the source of this 1529-nucleotide messenger RNA. RefSeq names its product hydroxysteroid dehydrogenase like 2 (gene hsdl2). Lineage: Eukaryota; Metazoa; Chordata; Actinopteri; Scatophagidae. Gene Ontology annotation, cellular component: mitochondrion. The transcript is spliced from 11 exons. The record is from RefSeq and is a predicted model, not a curated record. Bases 159 to 1421 code for a protein of 420 amino acids.
GCGGUAGACACAUGCAAGCUGUUUGUGAUCCGCCAUGUAAACUGAGAAGAAGAAGGAGGAGAAGUGGGUGAAAGGUGGAGAAGACGACAGGCUGUCAUUCGUAAACACAAACUGUCUGAACAGAUCUGUCACCUUUUCCCUUCGGCACAAAUCUGACGAUGCUGCAGAACACGGGGAAGUUAGCUGGCUGUACGCUCUUCAUCACUGGAGGAAGUCGAGGGAUUGGCAAAGCCAUCGCUCUGAAAGCUGCCAGAGAUGGUGCCAACGUCAUAAUUGCAGCCAAGACCGCCGUGCCCCACCCCAAACUUCCAGGAACCAUCCACAGCGCUGCUCAGGAGGUGGAGGCUGCAGGUGGGAAGGCGUUGGCCUGUGUCGUCGACAUUCGGGACGAGCAGCAAAUCAAAGAUGCAGUUCAGAAAGCCGUCAACAAGUUUGGAGGAAUCGACAUCCUGGUGAACAACGCGAGUGCCAUCAGUCUGACAGGAACUCUGGAGACGCCCAUGAAGAAGGUUGACCUGAUGCUGGGAAUCAACCUGAGAGGAACGUACCUGACGUCCAAGCUGGUCAUCCCUCACCUGCUGAAGAGUCGCAGUCCUCACAUCUUGAAUCUGUCGCCUCCACUUAACCUCAACCCCAUCUGGUUCAAGAACCACACAGCGUACACGAUGGCGAAAUACGGCAUGUCCAUGUGCGUCCUGGGAAUGGCCGAAGAGUUCAGAGGUCAAAUUGCUGUCAACGCCCUCUGGCCCAGAACUGCGAUCCAGACUGCAGCGAUGGACAUGUUGGGCGGAGAGGGCAUCGGGAAACAGUGUCGUACGGCUGACAUCAUGGCCGACGCCGCCUACGCCAUUCUGUCCCGACCGAAGGACUACACGGGUCACUUCCUGGUGGAUGAGGAUGUCCUGAAAGAGGAGGGACUCCAAGACUUCGAUCAGUAUGCUGUCGAGCCUGGUCACCCCCUGCUGCCAGACUUCUUCUUGGACGAUGCCCCCGAGACACUGGUCAAAAAGAUGGAGCAAUACGGGGCGACCCCUGCCUUCACACCAACACCAUCAUCCCCGUCGGCCACGCCCCCCUCCGGUGGACCAAUAGAAAGCACGUUUGACGUCAUCAGAGGAGUCAUCAAUGAAGACGUUGUUAAUUCGACACAGGGCAUUUACCAGUUCGAUCUAUCAGGAGAACACGCGGGCGUUUGGUUCCUGGACCUGAAGAGCGGAUCUGGUGGCACAGGGCAGGGCCCGCCUCCCGUCAAAGCCGAUGUUGUCAUGACAAUGGACUCCAGUGACUUCAGCAAAAUGUUUGCAGGGAAACUUAAGCCGACGCUGGCCUUCAUGUCGGGGAAGCUGCGGAUCAAAGGCGACAUGACGCUCGCCAUCAAACUGGAGAAACUCAUGAGCCGCAUGAACAAGGCCAAACUGUGAGACUGAGGCCCCGCCCCCAGCUCAUCUCAGGCCACACCCACUUCCUGUUUGUAACUGUUCAUGUUGCCUUAGUAACAAUAACAUUAAUAAAUCUACCUUGAUCAUAAA